UAAUAAUUAAAUUAUAAUUAGAAAUAGUGGCUGAAAAAAAGCCAAAAAUAUAAAGUAGUGUAAACAAAUUUGUAAAAAUUAUUUAACAUAAAUAAAACACGGAAAACAGAAUCCAAACGCUUUAUGGAAUAAAAAUGUUAAAAUAAAAUUUAUUAAAAAAGACAAAGGGGACCAACAAGCAAGAAAAGUUAAUGCAAUAAAAAAAAUGUUAAAUUAAAUUAAAAAACAAAACACCAAAUUAAAAGGAAUAUUAAACUAAAAUAAAAAAUAUAAAAAAAAAUAGCAAAAUGGAUUACAAUACUCCACUGGAUAGUAACCUUAAUACCGGCAAUAUUAGCACAGAUGAUUUCUUGGCCAUAUUUACCUCCACCUCAACAGCGGCCACUAAUGAGGCUGGCGGUGGCCCAGGUGGAGGGGGAGGAGGAGGUGGUGUGGCGGGUUUAAAAAACUACUUAAAUAAGGCUAAUAGUUCAAUAACCACAGCUAAUACCACACUAAAUCCGCCCUUACUGACCGUAGAUGGUCAAUAUACAGUCACUAGUCUUCUAGAUACAUCUCUCACCGGUUCCACUUUACAAAGUCCCCUAGAGGGAGCCGACAUAAACGACACACUCUUCCUGUUAACAUCAAAUAUUUAUAAUGCCACCAGCUCUAAUGGUGCUACCUCCACCAUAAAUCUAACCUCCUCCUAUGGCAACUACAAUGGAAUCAAUCAAAAUUUCACAAGCCUCAAUGGCAGCAAUAUCACCGAAGUCGUUUGGGAUGGUCGCUAUCCGAGUGGCUAUACACUCACCCACAUAGUUAUAGCCUCCAUUAUAGUGACCAUACUAAUGAUAGUCAUCAUUGUAGGCAAUAUGCUGGUCAUUAUUGCCAUUGCCACCGAGAAAUCCCUUAAGAAUAUACAAAACUGGUUUAUAGCCUCCUUGGCGGUGGCUGACUUCUUUCUGGGUCUUAUAAUUAUGCCAUUCUCCUUGGCCAACGAAUUAAUGGGCUAUUGGAUAUUUGGCAGUUGGUGGUGUGAUGUUCACUCAGCCAUGGAUGUGCUGCUGUGCACCGCUUCAAUUAUGAAUUUAUGUCUAAUAUCGCUGGAUCGCUAUUGGAGCAUUACGAAGGCAGUCGAUUAUCUAAAGUCACGUACACCGGCACGUGCAGCUUUAAUGAUUGCUGCCGUUUGGAUUAUGUCGGCAUUGAUAUGCAUACCCCCGCUGUUGGGCUGGAAAGUGAAAAUGCCGGAGGGGCCAUUGCCAAAGUGUGCGGUAAGUAAAUUGUUCGUCUAUUAUGGUAUAUCUCAUGAAAAAUGUCUAAAAGGUAAAAUAUUGAAAAAAAAUAUUUGUAAUUAAAUUAAUUAAGCAUUCUGGCAAAUUCUUUUGAUAAAAUAAUUUCAAUAAAAUGUACAGUAAUUGUCUUUUAUUUGCUUUUUUUCUGCAAUAAUUCUAUAAAAGCCCAC
Messenger RNA from Lucilia sericata (common green bottle fly), 1447 nucleotides. RefSeq names its product alpha-2C adrenergic receptor-like. Bases 288 to 1340 code for a protein of 350 amino acids. Lineage: Eukaryota; Metazoa; Arthropoda; Insecta; Diptera; Calliphoridae. Gene Ontology annotation, cellular component: membrane. Gene Ontology annotation, biological process: adenylate cyclase-activating adrenergic receptor signaling pathway. The record is from RefSeq and is a predicted model, not a curated record. The transcript has 2 exons. Gene Ontology annotation, molecular function: G protein-coupled amine receptor activity.